This is a messenger RNA of Boeremia exigua, 1076 nucleotides long. Its product is annotated as translation machinery-associated protein-like protein. NCBI's taxonomy places the organism in Eukaryota, Fungi, Ascomycota, Dothideomycetes, Pleosporales, Didymellaceae. Bases 91 to 666 code for a protein of 191 amino acids. The transcript is spliced from 2 exons. The record is from RefSeq and is a predicted model, not a curated record. Gene Ontology annotation, biological process: formation of translation preinitiation complex. Gene Ontology annotation, molecular function: RNA binding.
GCGAAGUUAGCUCCGCUCUGCCCCUCCACGCGCAGCGCGGGGCAACACCACCCUGAACUUUCCACCACCGCAUCACCACAAACCGCCACAAUGUUCAAGAAAGACAUCACCGCGGGCGCGAAGUCGAAAGUAAAGUCGAGCGUCGCACGUGCAAUCCGCACCAAAGUGCUCGAAACCUACCCGCUCCUCGAGCCCCACAUCGAAGACAUCCUGCCCAAGAAAGAGCAACUCGACCUCGUCAAGCUGCCCGACCGCGUCGCACUGUACACCCUGCAUGGCACCCCGUUGUUCUUCCAGCACAUGGACGACGCGCUGCUGCCGCACCUGGCGCUCGUGCACAAGUACCCCACCGCGUUCCACCGGCUGCGUAUCGACCGCGGCGCCAUCCGGUUCGUGCUGUCGGGCGCUGCGCUAAUGGCGCCCGGUAUGACGUCGCCUGGGGGCAGGCUUCCGAGUGAGGAGCUGUCCGCGGAGGACCAGGAGAGGUAUGGCAAGGUGGAUUUGGAGGCGGGGACGCCGGUGGUGGUAGAGAGCGAGGGGAAGGAAACUGCGUGUAUGGUGGGCGUAUUGAAGAUGGGGACGGCGGAGAUGCGGGAGAAGAAGAAGGGGCAGGCGUGUGAGGCGGGGCAUUAUUUGGGCGAUGGGCUGUGGACGCUUGCGUUGUGAGGGACUGCGGGGAGCGUGGCGUUGAUCGGGGAGUAUGCUCUCAAGGCUUGAAUAUGUGGACCUGAGGGACAAGCGUGCAUAACUAAAUACGAGGAAAACUGCAUAGCGAUAACGAUGAGUUGAACAUAAACAUGGUAUCAUUAUCUUUGGGGGCAGAACGACUAAUGCAUGUGUGAGUAGGCACAAGACUCAUCCAACUCGACUGUUGUGUGGUGGUACAGAGGCGCUGCGAAAUUGACCACGCCACUACUGUGGGGGGCCUCCGCGACCAGCUCCUCCCAUGAAGUUGCGGGCCAUCUCAGCGAUGUUGGGGUCGUUCAUAAGGCUUGCGAGGUCGGGCAUGCCGCCGCCAGCUCCACGUCCAGCGCCAGCGCCAGCACCAGCGCCAGCACCAGCACCAGCACCAGCAC